UCAUAAGUGUGACGCUUGUUCCGAAAAAUUAGCCACGAGUAUAAACCUGUAAAAGAUUUGAUUUUUACUAAAGUACACAAUUUCUUCUGUGGUUCGUUUAUAUCUUGUUAUAGGAUGAGUGUUGCCAAGUGUUUUUAUGACUUAGCUGCCAAAACGUUAACGGGUGAGUUAGUGAAGUUUACAAAAUUUCAAGGGAAGGUAGUAUUGGUCGAGAACGUUGCUUCGUUAUGAGGAACAACGGUGCGGGAUUACACCCAAAUGAACGAUCUUAUAGCUAGGUUUGGAGAUAAGAUUUCUGUGCUGGGUUUUCCGUGCAACCAGUUUGGACAUCAGGAGAAUGGUAAUGGUGACGAGAUAAUGAAAACUCUUCAGUUCGUCCGACCAGGUAAUUCUUUCGAAACGAAAAUCACUUUAUUCGAGAAGGUGGAUGUCAACGGUGAAAAAAGUCAUGUGGUAUUUCAGUAUUUACGAGAAAAACUUCCAGUACCCCACGAUGACCCAGUAUCUUUGAUGAAGAAUUCCCUAGGUAUUAUUUGGUCUCCUGUGACUCGUGCUGACAUUAGCUGGAACUUUGAAAAAUUCCUGAUAGGUAAAGAUGGACAACCAUUUCGUCGAUACAGCCCUUGCUACCCAACAAUAAAUCUGUAUUCAGAUAUAACAAAGUUACUUCGCCAGUAAAUAAAAAAUGGCGAUAUCAUACAUAAAAUAAUUUCCAUUUUGUUAAUAUGUAGUAGUAAGUUAACCGAUCGGAAUCCUUUCGUACAAUGUUUAUAUUAUUAUAAAACUUGGUAACAGAACCUAGUGACGACGAUGCUUGAAAUUUUGCCAGAGUAUCUGUCUGAUGAUAUAUUUUUUUACCAAGUGUUAAAAUAUUUAUGUUGUGCACCCAAAUAAAGGAUUGUUUAAUACUAUG
Molecule: messenger RNA, 913 nt
Organism: Limulus polyphemus (Atlantic horseshoe crab)
Lineage: Eukaryota; Metazoa; Arthropoda; Merostomata; Xiphosura; Limulidae
Product: glutathione peroxidase 2-like
Exons: 2
Biological process (GO): response to oxidative stress
Molecular function (GO): glutathione peroxidase activity
Source: RefSeq, a predicted model, not a curated record